GGUGUAGAGGUGCUGGGUGGCCCCCACACUGGUGGUGAGUGCCGGCAUCCUGACGAGGUGCGGUCGAUGAGGACUCACCUCUGGCUGAUGUAAACACACCAAGAUGGCGAGCAACCCCAGUCCUGCUCUACCCUACAGUGAUAGAAGCAGUUUUCCUGGACGGAGGGUAGCAGCAGCUGCAGCAGCAGCGAUGGCAUCAUUAGCAAGCUUGGCUGCGUUGAUGCUUGUCGCCUGUGCUCACGCCCAGACUGUCACAUACACCUUCACACAGUUCCCUUAUAAGGAAUCUGUUACCAAUGAAAAGGUGUGGUCUGAGUAUGAAGUAGCAUGUGCACAGUCACCACGAUGCUUAGAGCUACGGGGGUUGCAUCACACCCGUUGUGUCCGGCAGUGUGUCUCACCCUCUUGCUAUCUGGACAUCUACAUUCAUGAUGAGUUGGAAGAGGGGGAGAUUGACGUGCGCCUGGCAUCCUUCAAAGGGUGUUUCCUCCAACGAAUGUCUCGACAAAGACGCCCCUGAGGUAAUCCUGAGGCCAUCCUCGCUCACCCUAGGUCCACAUCAUCCAAGCUGCCGCUGAGCCCAGAUCCGCUGGCACAGUUGUGGGUGAAGCUCUUCAUCAGGGACCUGGAGGAGGUGGCACUCAUGGUGUACCCCUGGCCUAGAAUUCCUAUAACAAGGUUCUGAUGAGUAUAUAUUUUCUAACAUCAGUUUGUAAUAGAAUUUCAAAGUGCUGUGUUUUUUAUAUUAUAAUACUAAUAACUUCAUUAUAAGUUCAUAUGUUACACAAUAAUAGGUUGGUAAUGUAUUUAUAUAGAGAUAAUAAGGCAGAUUGGAAAUAAGGUUUGCUAUUCCUUAAGGUGCUUCAACAAUGAGGUUAUUAACACUCAAAACAGAUUUCACAGACAUUCGUUAGUGCUAAGAUAAAGAGUGUAUAUAUGUGGUUUUUAAAUAUGAAAAAAAAAUUAAUUGAAAAAUAGCAAGAGAAACAUCUAAGCACUUUUAUGCAAUUACACACAGAUUCAAAAGAACUAGCUCCUCUGAGAAUGUGUGUAAAUGAACCAAAGUUCUCAGGUAUUUCUGCUCUUGUUAUUUUUCACCCUAGUAACAUAUAGUAAACGUAUCAAGAACUUGUGGUGAUCCGUAGUAACAAGGAAAGAGUAUUGUCUCAUUUUUCAGAUGAGAAAUAAUUAUCUAAACCUUUAUCCACUAACUUUUUGCAUAUAGCAUAACUUUUUUCUGUUAAUACUGCAUAUAGGGCAAAGUUUUUUAAUUUUGAAUUAGAGAAAUGCAGUAUACAAUAGAUCCUCAAUUUAUGAUGUUAAUACAUUCCCAAAAAUUCAUUGUAAGUUGAGUCUUGGCUUUCAGAACUUAUAUUCCCAUAUGAAAUGAUGUAAAAUGGAUUAAUGUGUUCCUUAUCCUUAAUUUUGCCUUAAAAAUUCCUCCCCAAUAUGUAACUUCAUUAUGCCUUUUCAGUUGCAUAGACAGCAAAAUGCAUGUACAAUUUUUGUCCUUAAUAAUAGUUGCAAUGGUCAACCUGUUUAAGUCAUAUACACACUCAAUGUUCAGAAAGCUCUAUUAUGUCAACUUGGGUAUCACUAAGACUACUUUUGCACUUUUCAGUCAUGAUGCAUGACUGUUUUCCAAAAUAAAUCCUCCAAAAAUGCAGUCAAAACACAGAGGUGAGAGUGAGCAAAGCAUUGGGGAAAUGUUUAUCCAGCUACCAGCUUAACUGUAAUGCAUCCUCCUCACCUUCACCAUCAAAAGUAGUCUGUACCAUCAGCUGUGCAAAUCACUUAUAGAUCAGUUGUAUACAAAACCAUCAAGUAGAUGAAUUAGACAUAUGUGUAACACUUGGGUGUCUUUAUUGUGGAGACAUGUUGCUACUGAUUGGCAAAAUGUGUCCACAAUAAAAAUGCCCAGGUGUUACAUGUGUCUUAUUCAUUUGCAAUUAACUUGUUUAUAAGUACAUAAUUAAUUGGUUUCAAAAUGUCAAUGCCAUAAGUGCAAACCAUGAUAACCUGAAACAUUAUAAGUUGGGGUCCUACUGUACAUCUCCUUCAUAAAAUAGAAUACCUGUAACUUUCUUUGAGUUAAAGAAAGUACAUUUAAGACUUUCAUAUGAAAGAAAUUUUAUUUGAGACUUUUAAAUGCAGUAAUAUAUCCAAAGUUCUCUUCAGCAGACUGACAUGUGUACAAGAGUUAUAAAAUUUAUACAAAGGUCAUGUGCAUGUGACUUAGUUCCUGCACCUGACCUAGUUCGUACACCUGCCUGAUUAAUGUUUCUGAAGUGAGGUAGCUUGCGUAUCCCUUGUACACUUGUUAGUCUGCCAAAGACAGCCUCAAUUGUGGGCUGAAAAAUACAGUACAGUACUCUUUCUAUCUAAUAUCUUAUUUUCUCAGCGGGUUUGUUGAGCCAUUGACCAGUGUUUAUUACACUUGCGUAUUUAUUUAUUUAACCGUACUCUCAAAUUAGCAUGUCAUAAACAUAUUGACCAAAAGUGAUGAGCCACUUGGACAGAAAAAAUAAACACUGGUAGAAGAGAUCUGUGUGGUUCAACCUUAGUCAGAGCCUGUCUUCUACAGAUCAGUGUACAUCAUGUUGAAAAGACACAUGUUCCAAAAUAAGCUUUUAUUGAAGAAACAUUUCACUAUGGCUAGAGCUUUAUUAAAUCAUGACUUGAGAAAGCUACACAGAGUAAAAUGUUGUCCCAAGAAAAGCAUAGAACAUGUCAUUCCAUCACCAUUGUCAGUGGUACACCAUUUGGAUCCAAGUGUACUUGUUACAAGAGAAGGUAUGGUACAUGUGUAUAUGCAGGUUUAUAUGUGACAGGGCUGGCGAUCAGUGGGUGAAAGUGAAGUCUGUUGUAGAGGUAUGACAGUCACCACAUCAUCCAGGAAAGUUUGAAACUCCUACACAAAAUACAAUGUUCUUGCACGAGAAAGUCAUUGAAGUCACACUUACGAGCUUUCAACCCAUCUUCAGUUUAUAACAGGGAUCAGGGAAACUAGACAUUAUCACUACAUAUGCUACACUAUCCUACGUACCAGCACACCCAUUCUAGACACUCAUCCACCACAAAGAUGCCCUAAGGAGCCUUGCCAACUACCAAUAUGAUGAACUGCACCAUUCUAUUCCCAUACAUUGUAUGACCCCUGUGGGUUUAGUGCUUCCCAUGAAAAUAAAAUAACACUAAUAAUAAUGUUGUAAUAAUACUAAUAAUAAACCACUACUCUCCAUUUUUACCCACUCAUCGACAGCCAGAUCACCUGACAAGCAACCAGGUUUGAAUUUCACGGAAAACUAUAGGAUUAAGAACUACUAAGUAAUGUAGAAGACUGAAACAAUGUGAUAAUAUUACAGUAUAAAUGCACACACACACACACACUUUCACAUGCUUGAAGUGUGUAUUGAAUGUAAGAAGUAGAUUGUAAGAUUUACCUGUCAUGUGUUCAUGAGAUAAAGAAAAGGCUAGCACUCCUGCAGGGUGUAUAGUUUUAGCAGGUUUCUGGUUGGCACUUAUAUGGCACAACUGUAGCACCUCCCUGGGUGGUUGCUGCCUACCAACCUACUACCUACAAAAGUACAAAUAUGGGAAAAAACAAAGAAUGAUCAAGCAGUUUGUAUUAAAAGAGUGAUAUCAAGAUGGAGCAAAUGUAUUUAAGUAUAAAAUCGUAGAGUGCAAGUGUAGCCAGAGAAAUAGAAUUAUUACUGGAAGGAAAAUACUCGUACUUUCCCAUUGUAAUGUGUUCGUCUCGUUGUUUAUGUUGCAAUUAGAAUAUUACUGCCAGUUUUAUCAGGUCAAAACAAAAAUAUUAAUAAUUCAGCAUAGUUAUUGGGUUUCAAACCUGCUGCAUUAUGGUCCUGGGAUUACCAGCCUGAUGUGCUUAGCCACUGAGCUGUGCUGGUAAUCCAAAUCUCGCCAGACUGCAGGCUCAGAUCCUGGUUACUACUUCGAAUUGUUUGCACUCAUUUAUUACAAGGCUUCAGCUUCAUAAUAUAUAGUGAUGGCACAGAAUUCAAGAGGCUGCAGAUAUACCUCAUGACAUCAACAUUUAUGGUGCAGUACUUAAAUUCUGAGACAAGUAUUCGGAAAUGCAUUGUAGAUGUAAUGCAGCUAAUGUUGGAGGUUAUGGAACAUAAGAUUUAAACUAAUAAGUUGAUAAAUUAGACACAUGUGCAACUCUUGGGUAUCUUUAUUGAGGAAACGUUUCGCCACACAGUGGCUUCAUCAGUCCAUACAUAGGAGAAACUUGAAGAACAGGAGGAGAAUGAGGUAAUCAGUCCCUCAACCUUGAGUCGAUGUGUUCAGUCCAUCAAUCUUGAGUAGAAUACGGCAGAUGAGCGGAGAAGCAGCUUAUAAACCGUAUGGCAGGAGAGGUGUAGCAGUCAUAGGUAGUGUCACAUUUGUUCAUUGUGGAAGUAGGUUGUGCCCAAGAAUUAGGCAAGCGAAGAAUUCCUAAGUAUUAAGAUCCCAAGAAGUUGCA
Cherax quadricarinatus is the source of this 4486-nucleotide messenger RNA. The record is from RefSeq and is a predicted model, not a curated record. Lineage: Eukaryota; Metazoa; Arthropoda; Malacostraca; Decapoda; Parastacidae.